ACCUCAAAUAGACCAAUCAAAUUCACCCCAUUCUCAUACUUUGAAGUCCAACUACCCAACACAUAUAUAUAUUUUUCAUUUGUAAUUGUAGCUUUCACAGCCCAACAAAAACAAAAUUCAUCUUUUUCUAAGCCUCAAGGUAAAAUAAAUGGGUGUUAACGGACACAAAGACGAGACUGAAAGGAAGGUUUGGAGUCUUUGCAAAAUGCCGUUCUGGCAAACCACCAACAACCCCACCUCUUCUUCUUCUUCCUCCUCUUCUUCCUCUUCCUCUUCUUCUUCCACUUGCGCCUCUUCCAGUUCUAUGAGUAGUAAUAGUAGCAUCGAUGGCAAUAAUGCUUGCCAGCAGAGUCACACUCACCAAAUUGGAGGAGAAAGAUCCACUCUUUAUUCUACCAAUACGGUGUCCCUUGUAGCCAAGUCUUUAUUGCCUACGAGGAGAAAACUCAGGCUUGAUCCUCCUAACAAGCUCUAUUUUCCUUAUGAACCUGGUAAACAGGUGAGGAGUGCUAUUGGCAUUAAGAACAUUUCUAAAUCUCAUGUGGCUUUCAAGUUCCAAACAACUGCACCAAAGAGCUGCUACAUGCGACCUCCUGGAGGUAUACUAGCUCCGGGUGAAAGUCUUAUUGCAACUGUAUUCAAGUUUGUGGAGCCUCCCGAGAACAAUGAGAGACCUAACUUGGAUCAGAAGAGUAGGGUCAAGUUCAAGAUCAUGAGCCUUAAAGUGAAAGGAGAAAUGGAAUAUAUUCCUGAGAUGUUUGAUGAGCAGAAGGAUCAAGUGGCAGUGGAGCAAAUUUUACGGGUCAUUUUUCUUGAUCCAGAAUGCCCCAACCCUGCACUGGAAAAACUGAAGCGACAAUUGGCUGAAGCUGAAGCUGAGCUCGAGGCACGCAAGAAACCUCCUGAAGACACAGGCGCUAGAGUAGUCGGUGAAGGGCUUGUUAUAGAUGAAUGGAAAGAAAGAAGGGAAAGAUACCUGGCUAAGCAGCAGGUUGAAGUGGAUUCUGUGUAAAAGGUUACUUGUGUGUGUUUGUUGUAAGCUAAGUUGUAUUAAUUUCUUGAGCUGAAGUUUCCUUUCAUGUGAUUUUGAGUUUUUGGCUUGUUGGUCUUGUUUGAGAUGGAUGUUGAGGUGUGCAAGAGAGAUUUAAGACAUCGAAGUUUGCAAAUCAAAAUUCACCAUCUGAAUGAUCAUACAAUGGUCAGCAAGGUCAACAACUAUUUUCUUUGGCCAUAAUAAUAAUAAUAAUAAAGAAAAAAUCUUGAA
Jatropha curcas is the source of this 1264-nucleotide messenger RNA. RefSeq names its product vesicle-associated protein 4-1. The record is from RefSeq and is a predicted model, not a curated record. Gene Ontology annotation, biological process: endoplasmic reticulum membrane organization. Gene Ontology annotation, cellular component: plasma membrane; endoplasmic reticulum membrane. Lineage: Eukaryota; Viridiplantae; Streptophyta; Magnoliopsida; Malpighiales; Euphorbiaceae.